AUGAACUUUUUGACCCUCUGCAGACCUGUGCCUCGUCUCGGUCAGGAUCCUAACACAGAGGUGGAUUUGGAACUGGAGUUCAAUGCGACCUCCACAGUACCUAUCCCCAAGGGCAGUGACAUUGUUGAAACAUUGAAAGAGGCUCUGACCAAUCCAAACUCUAACUUCAACUUAUCUUUGGAUCUCAACUCCAUCACUGUGAUAAAUGCCCCUGCUACAACAACUGUUCCUGCUACAACUGCCAUAACAACGGCACCUCCUCCAGUGGUGGAAUUACAAGUCACCUUGCAGCAAGCUUUUGUACCAGCCUUGACUGACCCUCAAAGCACAGAAUUCAAAACACUAUCAGUAACCAUUACUACAAUUUGUGACACAAUCUUCCGACAAAGAUAUGGGCUUAGUUUCAUUCAGACGACUGUUACUCAAUUCAGACCUGUGCCUCGUCUCGGUCAGGAUCCUAACACAGAGGUGGAUUUGGAACUGGAGUUCAAUGCGACCUCCACAGUACCUAUCCCCAAGGGCAGUGACAUUGUUGAAACAUUGAAAGAGGCUCUGACCAAUCCAAACUCUAACUUCAACUUAUCUUUGGAUCUCAACUCCAUCACUGUGAUAAAUGCCCCUGCUACAACAACUGUUCCUGCUACAACUGCCAUAACAACGGCACCUCCUCCAGUGGUGGAAUUACAAGUCACCUUGCAGCAAGCUUUUGUACCAGCCUUGACUGACCCUCAAAGCACAGAAUUCAAAACACUAUCAGUAACCAUUACUACAAUUUGUGACACAAUCUUCCGACAAAGAUAUGGGCUUAGUUUCAUUCAGACGACUGUUACUCAAUUCAGACCUGUGCCUCGUCUCGGUCAGGAUCCUAACACAGAGGUGGAUUUGGAACUGGAGUUCAAUGCGACCUCCACAGUACCUAUCCCCAAGGGCAGUGACAUUGUUGAAACAUUGAAAGAGGCUCUGACCAAUCCAAACUCUAACUUCAACUUAUCUUUGGAUCUCAACUCCAUCACUGUGAUAAAUGCCCCUGCUACAACAACUGUUCCUGCUACAACUGCCAUAACAACGGCACCUCCUCCAGUGGUGGAAUUACAAGUCACCUUGCAGCAAGCUUUUGUACCAGCCUUGACUGACCCUCAAAGCACAGAAUUCAAAACACUAUCAGUAACCAUUACUACAAUUUGUGACACAAUCUUCCGACAAAGAUAUGGGCUUAGUUUCAUUCAGACGACUGUUACUCAAUUCAGACCUGUGCCUCGUCUCGGUCAGGAUCCUAACACAGAGGUGGAUUUGGAACUGGAGUUCAAUGCGACCUCCACAGUACCUAUCCCCAAGGGCAGUGACAUUGUUGAAACAUUGAAAGAGGCUCUGACCAAUCCAAACUCUAACUUCAACUUAUCUUUGGAUCUCAACUCCAUCACUGUGAUAAAUGCCCCUGCUACAACAACUGUUCCUGCUACAACUGCCAUAACAACGGCACCUCCUCCAGUGGUGGAAUUACAAGUCACCUUGCAGCAAGCUUUUGUACCAGCCUUGACUGACCCUCAAAGCACAGAAUUCAAAACACUAUCAGUAACCAUUACUACAAUUUGUGACACAAUCUUCCGACAAAGAUAUGGGCUUAGUUUCAUUCAGACGACUGUUACUCAAUUCAGACCUGUGCCUCGUCUCGGUCAGGAUCCUAACACAGAGGUGGAUUUGGAACUGGAGUUCAAUGCGACCUCCACAGUACCUAUCCCCAAGGGCAGUGACAUUGUUGAAACAUUGAAAGAGGCUCUGACCAAUCCAAACUCUAACUUCAACUUAUCUUUGGAUCUCAACUCCAUCACUGUGAUAAAUGCCCCUGCUACAACAACUGUUCCUGCUACAACUGCCAUAACAACGGCACCUCCUCCAGUGGUGGAAUUACAAGUCACCUUGCAGCAAGCUUUUGUACCAGCCUUGACUGACCCUCAAAGCACAGAAUUCAAAACACUAUCAGUAACCAUUACUACAAUUUGUGACACAAUCUUCCGACAAAGAUAUGGGCUUAGUUUCAUUCAGACGACUGUUACUCAAUUCAGACCUGUGCCUCGUCUCGGUCAGGAUCCUAACACAGAGGUGGAUUUGGAACUGGAGUUCAAUGCGACCUCCACAGUACCUAUCCCCAAGGGCAGUGACAUUGUUGAAACAUUGAAAGAGGCUCUGACCAAUCCAAACUCUAACUUCAACUUAUCUUUGGAUCUCAACUCCAUCACUGUGAUAAAUGCCCCUGCUACAACAACUGUUCCUGCUACAACUGCCAUAACAACGGCACCUCCUCCAGUGGUGGAAUUACAAGUCACCUUGCAGCAAGCUUUUGUACCAGCCUUGACUGACCCUCAAAGCACAGAAUUCAAAACACUAUCAGUAACCAUUACUACAAUUUGUGACACAAUCUUCCGACAAAGAUAUGGGCUUAGUUUCAUUCAGACGACUGUUACUCAAUUCAGACCUGUGCCUCGUCUCAGUCAGGAUCCUAACACAGAGGUGGAUUUGGAACUGGAGUUCAAUGCGACCUCCACAGUACCUAUCCCCAAGGGCAGUGACAUUGUUGAAACAUUGAAAGAGGCUCUGACCAAUCCAAACUCUAACUUCAACUUAUCUUUGGAUCUGAACUCCAUCACUGUGAUAAAUGCCCCUGCUACAACAACUGUUCCUGCUACAACUGCCAUAACAACGGCACCUCCUCCAGUGGUGGAAUUACAAGUCACCUUGCAGCAAGCUUUACCUGUGCCUCGUCUCGGUCAGGAUCCUAACACAGAGGUGGAUUUGGAACUGGAGUUCAAUGCGACCUCCACAGUACCUAUCCCCAAGGGCAGUGACAUUGUUGAAACAUUGAAAGAGGCUCUGACCAAUCCAAACUCUAACUUCAACUUAUCUUUGGAUCUCAACUCCAUCACUGAUCCUAACACAGAGGUGGAUUUGGAACUGGAGUUCAAUGCGACCUCCACAGUACCUAUCCCCAAGGGCAGUGACAUUGUUGAAACAUUGAAAGAGGCUCUGACCAAUCCAAACUCUAACUUCAACUUAUCUUUGGAUCUCAACUCCAUCACUGAUCCUAACACAGAGGUGGAUUUGGAACUGGAGUUCAAUGCGACCUCCACAGUACCUAUCCCCAAGGGCAGUGACAUUGUUGAAACAUUGAAAGAGGCUCUGACCAAUCCAAACUCUAACUUCAACUUAUCUUUGGAUCUCAACUCCAUCACUGAUCCUAACACAGAGGUGGAUUUGGAACUGGAGUUCAAUGCGACCUCCACAGUACCUAUCCCCAAGGGCAGUGACAUUGUUGAAACAUUGAAAGAGGCUCUGACCAAUCCAAACUCUAACUUCAACUUAUCUUUGGAUCUCAACUCCAUCACUGAUCCUAACACAGAGGUGGAUUUGGAACUGGAGUUCAAUGCGACCUCCACAGUACCUAUCCCCAAGGGCAGUGACAUUGUUGAAACAUUGAAAGAGGCUCUGACCAAUCCAAACUCUAACUUCAACUUAUCUUUGGAUCUCAACUCCAUCACUGAUCCUAACACAGAGGUGGAUUUGGAACUGGAGUUCAAUGCGACCUCCACAGUACCUAUCCCCAAGGGCAGUGACAUUGUUGAAACAUUGAAAGAGGCUCUGACCAAUCCAAACUCUAACUUCAACUUAUCUUUGGAUCUCAACUCCAUCACUGAUCCUAACACAGAGGUGGAUUUGGAACUGGAGUUCAAUGCGACCUCCACAGUACCUAUCCCCAAGGGCAGUGACAUUGUUGAAACAUUGAAAGAGGCUCUGACCAAUCCAAACUCUAACUUCAACUUAUCUUUGGAUCUCAACUCCAUCACUGAUCCUAACACAGAGGUGGAUUUGGAACUGGAGUUCAAUGCGACCUCCACAGUACCUAUCCCCAAGGGCAGUGACAUUGUUGAAACAUUGAAAGAGGCUCUGACCAAUCCAAACUCUAACUUCAACUUAUCUUUGGAUCUCAACUCCAUCACUGAUCCUAACACAGAGGUGGAUUUGGAACUGGAGUUCAAUGCGACCUCCACAGUACCUAUCCCCAAGGGCAGUGACAUUGUUGAAACAUUGAAAGAGGCUCUGACCAAUCCAAACUCUAACUUCAACUUAUCUUUGGAUCUCAACUCCAUCACUGUGAUAAGUUCAAGUGACAAUGACUUUAGGCUUAAUGAUCGAUGCCCCUGCUACAACAACUGUUCCUGCUACAACUGCCAUAACAACGGCACCUCCUCCAGUGGUGGAAUUACAAGUACCUUGCAGCAAGCUUUUGUACCAGCCUUGACUGACCCUCAAAGCACAGAAUUCAAAACACUAUCAGUAACCAUUACUACAAUUUGUGACACAAUCUUCCGACAAAGAUAUGGGCUUAGUUUCAUUCAGACGACUGUUACUCAAUUCAGACCUGUGCCUCGUCUCGGUCAGGAUCCUAACACAGAGGUGGAUUUGGAACUGGAGUUCAAUGCGACCUCCACAGUACCUAUCCCCAAGGGCAGUGACAUUGUUGAAACAUUGAAAGAGGCUCUGACCAAUCCAAACUCUAACUUCAACUUAUCUUUGGAUCUCAACUCCAUCACUGUGAUAAAUGCCCCUGCUACAACAACUGUUCCUGCUACAACUGCCAUAACAACGGCACCUCCUCCAGUGGUGGAAUUACAAGUCACCUUGCAGCAAGCUUUUGUACCAGCCUUGACUGACCCUCAAAGCACAGAAUUCAAAACACUAUCAGUAACCAUUACUACAAUUUGUGACACAAUCUUCCGACAAAGAUAUGGGCUUAGUUUCAUUCAGACGACUGUUACUCAAUUCAGACCUGUGCCUCGUCUCGGUCAGGAUCCUAACACAGAGGUGGAUUUGGAACUGGAGUUCAAUGCGACCUCCACAGUACCUAUCCCCAAGGGCAGUGACAUUGUUGAAACAUUGAAAGAGGCUCUGACCAAUCCAAACUCUAACUUCAACUUAUCUUUGGAUCUCAACUCCAUCACUGUGAUAAAUGCCCCUGCUACAACAACUGUUCCUGCUACAACUGCCAUAACAACGGCACCUCCUCCAGUGGUGGAAUUACAAGUCACCUUGCAGCAAGCUUUUGUACCAGCCUUGACUGACCCUCAAAGCACAGAAUUCAAAACACUAUCAGUAACCAUUACUACAAUUUGUGACACAAUCUUCCGACAAAGAUAUGGGCUUAGUUUCAUUCAGACGACUGUUACUCAAUUCAGACCUGUGCCUCGUCUCGGUCAGGAUCCUAACACAGAGGUGGAUUUGGAACUGGAGUUCAAUGCGACCUCCACAGUACCUAUCCCCAAGGGCAGUGACAUUGUUGAAACAUUGAAAGAGGCUCUGACCAAUCCAAACUCUAACUUCAACUUAUCUUUGGAUCUCAACUCCAUCACUGUGAUAAAUGCCCCUGCUACAACAACUGUUCCUGCUACAACUGCCAUAACAACGGCACCUCCUCCAGUGGUGGAAUUACAAGUCACCUUGCAGCAAGCUUUUGUACCAGCCUUGACUGACCCUCAAAGCACAGAAUUCAAAACACUAUCAGUAACCAUUACUACAAUUUGUGACACAAUCUUCCGACAAAGAUAUGGGCUUAGUUUCAUUCAGACGACUGUUACUCAAUUCAGACCUGUGCCUCGUCUCGGUCAGGAUCCUAACACAGAGGUGGAUUUGGAACUGGAGUUCAAUGCGACCUCCACAGUACCUAUCCCCAAGGGCAGUGACAUUGUUGAAACAUUGAAAGAGGCUCUGACCAAUCCAAACUCUAACUUCAACUUAUCUUUGGAUCUCAACUCCAUCACUGUGAUAAAUGCCCCUGCUACAACAACUGUUCCUGCUACAACUGCCAUAACAACGGCACCUCCUCCAGUGGUGGAAUUACAAGUCACCUUGCAGCAAGCUUUUGUACCAGCCUUGACUGACCCUCAAAGCACAGAAUUCAAAACACUAUCAGUAACCAUUACUACAAUUUGUGACACAAUCUUCCGACAAAGAUAUGGGCUUAGUUUUGUUCAGACGACUGUUACUCAAUUCAGACCUGUGCCUCGUCUCGGUCAGGAUCCUAACACAGAGGUGGAUUUGGAACUGGAGUUCAAUGCGACCUCCACAGUACCUAUCCCCAAGGGCAGUGACAUUGUUGAAACAUUGAAAGAGGCUGUGACCAAUCCAAACUCUAACUUCAACUUAUCUUUGGAUCUGAACUCCAUCACUGUGAUAAGGACCUCAAGCACAGCCACAAAUGUCUCGACAAAUACAACAGCUACACCUGUUGCAACAUCAACAACAAAAGGAAUCACAACCACUACUUCCAUCUCAGUCGCUGUUCCUGUUACCACAGUACCUGGUUCUGCCAUCACAAUACCAACUGGAGAACCCAUCACUGUUCCUGUUACUGGUUAUACAACUACAACCACAUCUGUGGCCCCCUCAACUACUGUUUCAAGCACAGCACCAACAUUGGCUAUGACAACUACCAGCACAACUCCAACAACUACUUCUACUACUACGACAACAACUACCACAACGACUGCACAUCUUGCAGUGGUUACAUUACAAGUCACCAUACAAGAGGUUUUUGUACCAGCUUUGAGUAAUCCUCAAAGCACAGAAUUUCAAACACUUGCGGUAACCAUUACUUCAGUGUGUGACGUGAUCUAUCGAGCAAAAUAUGGGAUAUUUUUCAUCCGGACGAUUGUCAUUUCAUUCAUACCAGUGUUCCGUUCUCGUAUGGCAGCAGACACACAGGUGGAGCUGGAAGUGGUGUUCAAUGAGACCGCCAUUGCAACUAUCGCUCAUGCAACUAUGCCCAAGGACAUUGACAUUAAAGACACACUGAAAGAGGCUGUGACCAAUCCAAACUCUACCUUCAACCUCUCUGUGGUUCCAAACUCCAUCACUAUUAUCAGGACCCCAAUUAUAACCACAAAUUUCACAACAAAUACAGUGGCUACUCCUAUCAUCAUCAUAACCGAUAUGAACACAAUGACUGCCCCUACCACCACAACUGCUGUGACCACAAUGACCACGCCAACCACCACAAGCGCUCCAUCCACCACAACCGUUGCAGCCACCAUUACACUUACUACAGUGCCUGUGGAGUUCACUUCUAGAGAGACAUUUACCUCCGACCUAUCAAACUCAUCCUCUCAGGCCUUUCAAACUCGAGCAUCACUGAUUAAAACACAGCUUGAACCUUUCUAUCAAUCAGCUUUCACAUCAUUCAACAGUUUGACAGUGACCGAAUUCAGAAAUGGAUCAAUCAUCAACACUAUGAAUUUAGCAUUUAGAUCUUCUGUCCUCAAUUCCACGAAGAUUGGGACCAUUUUAAUAAAUUCUGCACAGAAAAUCACAGCUUUCAACAUUGUCACCACCACAAUUAAGGUCAAUGGCACAGGUGGUCCUACAUCUGCUGUUCCUACUACAACUACUGAGGCUGGCACAACCAUCACAAAACCAACUGGAAAACCUGCCACUGUUCCUGUGACUGGGCCUGCAACUACAACAACAUUUGUGGCCCCCACAACUACAGUUUCAAGCACAGAAUCAACAUUAACCAUGAAGACUACCAGGACAACCACUACCUUAACACCAACUACAACAACAACAACAACGCCAAUAACAACCAAAACAACUACACAUCCUGUCGUGUUUACAUUAAAACUCACAAUUGAAGUUUUAUAUGUACCAGCAUUGACCAACACUGAAAGCACAGAAUUUCAAACACUUGCACUAACCAUUACUUCAGAGUGUGAUGAGAUCUACCAAUCAAAAUAUGGGAUCAUUUUCAUCCAGACGAUCGUCAUUGCAUUCUUACCUGUGUCCCGACGUUCCCUUAUGCCAGCAGAAACACAGGUGGAAAUGGAAGUGGUAUUCCAACAGAUCUCCGCAGAAUCUAGGAUGAGUAAUGACAUUGAAAAUACACUGAAAGAGGCUGUGACCAAUCCAAACUCCAACUUCAAUGUCUCUGUGUAUCCGGACUCCAUCACUGUUAUUAGGGUCCCAAAUACAUCCACAGGUGCCACCACAAUUACACCGGCUACUCCUGUCAUCACAACUGUUGUCCCAGCUGCUCCAACCACUACAACGGCUGCUGCCACCACAACCUCUGUGGCCACAAAUACACUCACUACAGUGUCUGUGGAGUUCACGUCCAAAGGAGAGACAUUUAUCUCCGACCUAUCAACCUCAUCCUCUCAGGCCUUUCAAACUCGAACAUCACUGAUUAAAACACAGCUUGAACCUUUCUAUCGAUCAGCUUUCACCUCUUUCAACAGUUUGACAGUAAUAAAAUUCAGAAAUGGAUCAAUCAUUAACACCAUGAAUUUAGCAUUUAGCUCCUCCGCUGUGCCAAAUUCCAAGGAAAUUGGCACCGUUUUGAUAAAGGCUGCACAAAACAUCACAGCUUUCAACAUCAACCCCACGUCAGUUACUGUCAGCGGUGAAGUUGUGACCUCAAGUGGUAUAAGCAGCAAGACCAGUCUCUUCACUGCUUCCUGUCUGGUGGUGUUGUCGCUGCUGCUGUCAAGCUAGUCUCAGCAGCAAGCAGCAGUAUGAAAUAUCUUAACUUUGAAAAUGUAUUUACCUCAUGUCCCCCACUCCCAUCAUAUGUAAUGGCAACCUAUUUAAUCAGUAUUUGUUAACCUAAGUUGAUUCUCAUUAUAGUUAUAGUUAUUAUACUCAUUAUUCAAAUUGAAAUAAACAUAUUCUAAUCAAUUGGAGCUUA
Oncorhynchus tshawytscha (Chinook salmon) is the source of this 8731-nucleotide messenger RNA. Its product is annotated as mucin-17. The transcript is spliced from 59 exons. The coding region runs from base 1 to 8538 and encodes 2845 amino acids. The record is from RefSeq and is a predicted model, not a curated record. NCBI's taxonomy places the organism in Eukaryota, Metazoa, Chordata, Actinopteri, Salmoniformes, Salmonidae.